GAGGCUUUUUUUUUUUUUUAAUUUUGCCCCCUUUGUUUGCUUGUUUGCAUGUUUCCCUUUUGUAGGCAGCUUCGGCUCGCGCAUCCCCGCGGAACCCAGGAUGAACUCGAGCGCGGCGGCCGCUCAGCCCUUCUCCAGUCCCGUGCAAUUUCCUGGUGGAACCACAGUCCUUGUGGAGCUCACUCCAGAUAUCCACAUUUGUGGUCUCUGCAAACAACAAUUCAACAAUCUUGAUGCCUUUGUUGGUCACAAAAGGAGUGGUUGUCAGCUUUCUGGCACAACAGCUGGAGCUACCAGUACAGUGCAGUUUGUGGCUGAAGAAACAGUGCCAGCCUCACAAGCACAAACAGUUGCAAGAACCAUCACAUCAGAAACACAAACCAUCACAGUAUCGGCACCCGAGUUCGUUUUUGAGCAUGGCUACCAAACGUACCUGUCUGGUGAGAACAGUGAACCUCGGACAGCUACUCUUGUUACCACUCCACCGAAAUCACGCAGCAAAAAGUCCAACACAUCAGUGGCACAGAAGAAAUUCAACUGCAGCUACCCAGGGUGUCAGUUCAAGACAUCAUAUGGAAUGAAAGACAUGGAACGGCACUUAAGAACACACACAGGUGACAAGCCCCAUAAAUGUGAAGUUUGCGGCAAGAGUUUCAGUCGAAAAGACAAGCUGAAAAUGCACAUGCGCUCCCACAGCGGAGUGAAACCUUACAAGUGUAAGCACUGUGACUACGCAGCAGCCGAGAGCAGCAGCCUAAACAAGCACCAGCGCAUCCAUUCUGACGAGCGUCCUUUCAAAUGCCAGAUCUGUCCUUACGCCAGCCGCAAUUCCAGCCAGCUCACCGUUCAUCUCAGAUCUCAUACCGGAGAUGCUCCUUUCCAGUGCCGUCUGUGCCCUGCCAAAUUUAAAAUCAACUCUGACUUGAAGAGGCACAUGCGUGUGCACACAGGUGAGAAGCCUUACAAAUGUGAGUUCUGCGAGGUCCGGUGUGCCAUGAAAGGUAACCUGAAGUCCCACAUCCGCAUCAAGCACAACAUGGAGAAUGCCUUUAAAUGCCUCAUCUGCAAGUUCCAGUGCGGGAAUAAGACAAGUCUGCGGCAGCAUCUGCGCAUCCACCAGCCCGAGCAGCCCGUGAAAUGCUCGGAGUGCAGCUAUUCCUGUUCCAACAAGGCGACCCUCAAAGUACACGAGAGGAUCCACUCCAAGGAUCGCCCUUUCAAGUGUGAGUUCUGCCGCUUUGAUACCAAGCAACGGAGCAAUUUGACCACCCAUGUGAAGAAAACCCAUCCCGAUAAGAUCAGGAUCAGAGAAAAGUUAUCAGGUCAAGUGGAAAGUGAUCGGCCAAAGGAAGGCAACUCCAGACAAGUUGCUAAGCUGGAGGCCAGGAAAGCCUUCAGAUGUGAUCUCUGUGAGGCCUCCUUUGUCCGGGAGGACUCUCUGAGGAGCCAUAAAAGGCAACAUGUUGACUAUAAUGGAACUAAAACUUCAGAGCUGGCUGUCCUGCAGUUCCAGAUGGAUCCCACCUCACAUGGUGAUACUCCUAUUACAGUUAGUCAUCUGCAGAUGCCACUGCACACUUCCCCCUAUGGGGAAGGGCAGGUCAAGAUCAUUGUUGGGCAUCAGCUACCCCAGGGCAGCAGCUUGGAACAAGGAGGUCAAGUCAAUAUUGUGUCUCCUACCUUAAUAACUCAGAAUCAAGAUGAUCUGUCUAGCAGUAACCAGCUGCAAAUAUUGCAGCAGGUAAGCUUAUUGGCUCCACCCCUUCCUGUUGGGUCUCCGGCAGAAAGCCUUUCGGUCAGUCAACCCACAGUCCUUCUCACAACUCACAACCAAGCUGAUGCAAGCACAUCAAACCAGACCCUGAUCUCCACCAUUCCAGUAGGUAGCCAUGAGGUCUCAGCUAAUCAGGCCUUCAUCAAUGGCACCGGGAUCAGCUGCUCGGAUUUGGAAGGGCUCAAUGCUUUAAUUCAAGAAGGAGCAGAAGAAGUGACAGUGGUCAGUGCUGAAGAGCAGAACAUCUCAGUACGAGCAUCAGCUCCGCCAAUCUUUUCAUCCUCUUCUCAUUCAGAUGUGCCAAAGCAAACCUACUCCAUCAUCCAAAGUGGAGCCCAUGCGAGUUUGUUGUGUCCUGCAGAUUCCAUACCAGAUUAGACUGGAGGCUGAAAAAGUCAUUUGUUUGCUCCAGUUAGUCCUAGAGUGCAAUUCUAGAGGAGGCUGCUAAGUGAAGCAGGCAUGGUCAGCCUGGUGCCCCUUUCUCGAAAUGAGUGUAGUAUGCAUUCGUGAGUAAUAUGGUGAUACUGCUGGCUUUAAGGAUGAAUCGUGGUGGGAAUAGAUGCUCUUGGGGAUAAGUCCUGUUGCACAAGAUUCCUUUUUGCUUUUAGGUCUUGUUAGACAAUAUCAUGCUUAAAUAAUGUCUCUUUAGCAUAACUUAUCCAACUUUGUUCUAGGCUUAAAGAAAUAUCCAGUGUGUCAGACUGCGUGGGAAAUGCUGUCAAUCUUCAAAACUAGUUUUAGCCUUAAUGGAAACCAUUGAAAAUUGUUCAUUGGCUCUUGGGUUCUCCUCCCCUCCCCUUUCCUUUCCUUUUUCUUUUCUUUUCAUAUCUCAGUCUUUAAAAUCAUGUUGAAUGUAUAAAUGAUGCAUUUUUAAUAUUGAGAACAGUCUUACAUUGUAAUUACUGCUGGAUUGUUCUCCACUGUGAUCAAUGACUUCAGAUGGGCUAAAGAACAAUAGCUGGAUAUAAUGUUGCAAUAUAAUUCCCAAAAGUGGCUUUCUGUCUUCAAAAGCAGUUUGACAUGUAACAUUCAAGUCUGUCAUGGAAGAAAGUGGGGAGAAAAAUUAUCAGUUGUUGUUGUUGACAGUAUUAAGUAGGCAACUUAAAUUAAGUGGCUCAGGGCAGUUUACUAUUUUUUGAAUAUCUGAUUUCUAUAUCAAGACUAGGUGGACCAGCAUGGUACGGAUGGUCUACAAUACAUCUGAACCACAUCUGCAGCAGACCAGUUUUGCGGUGCCUCAGAUGAGUGUAGGCCAGCUCCACGUGUAUCAGGGAUCCUCUUUUUUUCCAGAUGUGGCACCUACAAGAUACAUUUGAGCAUCACCCUAAACCAGGCCUAUGACUUAGCAUGGAAUGCACUUAUUAUCUCCUUCCUGCACCAGUUGGUUUAUGGGAAAUAGAUGUCACUUUUCACUUGGGAGGAGAAGCAAGAACACAGUGUUGUCAAGAGAAGGAGGGAAUGUGGCAAGCUUCCUGGCUGAAAAAUGUACCAUAUCCGACUCUUAACACACAAAAAAUGGGACACUUUCACUAUUUAAUGGAAGCAAAACCUAUUUUGAGAUCCUGGUUUUGUUUGAAGGUUGCCUUCGUUUCUGCAGCAUACAACAAAGCAGCUUAAAUGGUGUAACCAUAACAAUUAGGACUGCACAGUAUAUGUUCCACUGAGCCCAACACAAUCAUUUAUAUAGUACAGCCUGCUGGUACCAUUCCCAAAGUUGCAGGCAGAUAUAGGAUCUGUUCAGCAUGGACAAUGCUGGACAAUGUUCAGUCAUUGUAUUACAACACCUUAAUAAAGUAAUUUUCCAGAUUA
Messenger RNA from Pantherophis guttatus, 3583 nucleotides. RefSeq names its product ZFP64 zinc finger protein (gene ZFP64). The record is from RefSeq and is a predicted model, not a curated record. NCBI's taxonomy places the organism in Eukaryota, Metazoa, Chordata, Lepidosauria, Squamata, Colubridae. Gene Ontology annotation, cellular component: nucleus. Gene Ontology annotation, biological process: positive regulation of transcription by RNA polymerase II.